UUCAGUCUUAGCGCGCACACGUAUUAGUGUCAAAGAGAGUGGAAGUGCAGUGAUUUGUGGUCAACACGGAGAUUUGAAAAAAAGUACAAAAAUAAUAUCAAACAAAAUGGUUCCCUCAAGCAGAAGGAUGUGGCUCUCCAGCAUCGUAUCUUCAACCCUAUUCGUGAUGGCGAUGUCAGCAGGCAACGAGUACCUCCCUCCCAGCAAGGGCUACAACUACGAACCUCCCUCCAUUCCAUUCCCCACCAAUAAUAAUGGAAAUAAGCAACCAACCCCACCGACCAUCAGGCCAAACCCAACUCCUCAGAGGCCGUACCUCCCACCUGUGCAGCCUACCCCUGGACCUGGACCCGCGCCGACUCCAGGACAUCAUGAUCAUCACGAACACCACGACCACGGCAACGGUAACCAUGAUCACGGAGAUCAUCAUCAUCACGAGCCUGGCAUGCCCUUCGAUUUCUCUUACCAGGUGGCGGAAGACGGCAAUGAUUACAGCCACAACGCGAUCUCCGACGGUGACAUAACCAGGGGAGAAUACAGAGUGGCCCUGCCCGAUGGUCGUACACAGAUCGUGAAAUACACAGCUGACUGGAAGAACGGAUUCAACGCUGAGGUUACAUACGAAGGUGAAGCGAGGUACCCUGACCAGCCAGCUGGCGGCUACGGCAGCGGCAGUGCGUCAGGAAACGGUUACGGCAGUGGAAGCGCAUCAGGCAACGGAUACAACAGUGGAUCCGGCAGCACUGGCGGGCAAGCCUACGUGCCACCGAGCCAAGGAGGCGGCUACCAAUAUUAGACAUAACCCCCAACGAUUACGCAAGUUUUCAACGAACUGAAGAAUUUAUUUCUUACUAAAAUUACGCGAUAAUUUACUUUAGUCGAUUAUUUUACUAGUAGAAUAGAAUGAUCCCCUCUCUAUAACUGUCAACGUGACAAUUUAAGAC
Messenger RNA from Spodoptera exigua (beet armyworm), 944 nucleotides. NCBI's taxonomy places the organism in Eukaryota, Metazoa, Arthropoda, Insecta, Lepidoptera, Noctuidae. The record is from the annotation of a GenBank genome assembly.